AUGCUAACUGUUACUUUAAAUAAGUAUAUGCUAACUGUUACUUUAAAUAAGUAUAUGCUAACUGUCAUUUUAAAUAAGUAUGUGCUAACUGUUACUUUAAAUAAGUAUGUGCUAACUGUUACUUUAAAUAAGUAUAUGCUAACUGUUACUUUAAAUAAGUAUAUGCUAACUGUUAUUUUAAAUAAGUAUGUGCUAACUGUUACUUUAAAUAAGUAUGUGCUAACUGUUACUUUAAAUAAGUAUAUGCUAACUGUUACUUUAAAUAAGUAUAUGCUAACCGUUGCUUUAAAUAAGUAUGUGCUAACUGUUACUUUAAAUAAGUAUAUGCUAACUGUUACUUUAAAUAAGUAUAUGCUAACUGUUACUUUAAAUAAGUAUGUGCUAACUGUUACUUUAAAUAAGUAUGUGCUGUUAUUUUAA
This is a messenger RNA of Candidula unifasciata, 420 nucleotides long. The record is from the annotation of a GenBank genome assembly. NCBI's taxonomy places the organism in Eukaryota, Metazoa, Mollusca, Gastropoda, Stylommatophora, Geomitridae.